UAAUACUUAUCAGCAGAAAUUUCAAAUAAUUCCGUGAAAACUCCUUGAUUUUCACUGGUAGUUUUCAGUGUAUUCGUUAAAUCUACAUACAUACUACGUGUGCUUAAUUGCACCACAUUGCAACAUUGUGUUGUGAGUUAUAUCAAUCCGAAAAUGACUGAAGAAAAAGUAGCUGAAGUAGCCGCGGAGAGUAAUGGAAAAGAGGAGAAAGCAGAAAAUGGGGCAAAACCUGAGCCCAUGGAUGAAGCAGAGCUGGAGAGUGCUAUAAUUCGGCAGGUCGAAUAUUAUUUCGGUGACCUCAACCUCCCACGUGACAAGUUCCUCCGUGAGCAGGUGAAGCUGGAUGAUGGCUGGAUACCGUUUGAGAUCCUCAUCAAAUUCAACCGCCUCGCUAAGCUCACUACGGACCUGGAGCUCAUUGCUAAGCUGUUAGGAAGGUCCAGAAGUGGUCUACUUGAGAUCUCAGAAGACAACAAGAAGGUCCGCAGAAGCCCCGACAUGCCCCUACCCGAGAUGAACGAGGAGCGCCGUAAGGAAGUCCAGGGCCGCACAGUGUACGCCAAAGGUUUCCCCAAGGAUGCAGCUCUUGAUGAUGUCCUGAAGUACUUCAAACAGUUUGAGGAGGUGGAGAACGUCAUCAUGAGGAGAUACCAGGACAACAAGACUAAGAAGCGGCUGUUCAAGGGAUCAGUGUUUGCCACAUUUAAGACUAAAGAACAGGCACAAAAGUUCCUGGAACAGAGCGACGUGAAGUACGAAGAGAACGAGCUGAUCAGGAAGUGGCAGGAGGCCUACGUGGCCGAGAAGCAGGAAGAGUAUGCCGCCAAGAAAGAGAAGAAGGAGAAGAAACCCAAGAAUGUGGAACAGGAGCCUCCUAAGGAUGAGUUGAAGUUACCGACCGGCACGGUGCUGCACAUCGCCCACGGCAACGACAAGCUCAAGCGGGAGGACAUCAAGGAAGGAUUCGCUAAGUUUGGUGAAUACGAAAUAGCGUACGUGGACUCGAAUCUCGGCGACACGCAGGGCUGGGUACGAUUCGCCAAAGAAAACGCCGCCAAAGAGAUCUUCGAGAAAAUCCCCGAUGGAAAACUCACAGUCGCAGACACAGAAGUAACAGUUAAACUCCUCGGAGAAGAGGAAGAGGCCGCUUACCUGACGAAAACCAUUGAACAUAUGAGGAAGAGGAGGUUCAACUAUAAGAACAACAAGCACCAUAAUAAGGGAAGGAAUUUCAAGGGGAAACAGGGAGGGAGGAAACGCAGGCAAGACCAACAUGAUGACGGGCCAGCGGCAAAAGUUAAAGCAGACAGUUAAAUUAAUUAAUAUAUUUUCCAUAAGGUUGAAAGAUAGGUAUAAAUAAAGGGGCUUGUAAAAGGGCCAUAUUUUUACUGCAAUAUGUGGCCGACAACUAUUGGUGUCUUUCUCUAACAUGUGAGUAAGAGGAGGACACCAAUAUUAUAAUUGCCGGCCACAUAUUGCAGUGAAAAUAUGGCCCGUUUAGAAGACCCUUAGGGGCGUAGACAAAACUGUGUUCCUAACACGCCGAUUUUCUUGUGUUUAUGCUCAACACACACGUACAGAACUGCAUGUAUGCAUGCAAAAUUGGCUUGUCAUGAAGUCAUAGUUUUGCCUUAAGCGCGUCACACCUUACUUAAUUUAGUAACUAACGACAGUUACUGAAUUAAGUGAGGUGUGUAAAGCACUAAGCCUACCUCUAUCUAUCGUCAAAACUCACUAAUUACUAAAAAAUAAUUAAACAAAAAUCAACCUUAUUUAGCUAUUAAUAUGGUUCACUAUGGCUAUUAACUUGUGGUAGUAAUUAGUGAGUUUUGGCUGUCACCUGACGCUAUCUUUCAACUCUCUUUUUCAUGCGAAUUUUCAACAUUGUUUAAUGUUUCUUAAAGUAAUGUCGGAUCUCAAAUGUUAUUAUAAGGAUUUUGAGAUCAAUAAGAGAAGCAAUGUAACCGAUACAUGCUAACGUAUUUGUUAUCUAAGAUAAGAUGUUAAGAUGACCUUUUAAUGAAACUUGAGUUUCUUUUAUGUUUUAAAUAAAAAACGUAACUGUUU
This is a messenger RNA of Cydia strobilella, 2067 nucleotides long. RefSeq names its product la protein homolog (gene La). NCBI's taxonomy places the organism in Eukaryota, Metazoa, Arthropoda, Insecta, Lepidoptera, Tortricidae. Bases 154 to 1314 code for a protein of 386 amino acids. Gene Ontology annotation, molecular function: mRNA binding. Gene Ontology annotation, cellular component: nucleus; ribonucleoprotein complex. Gene Ontology annotation, biological process: tRNA processing. The record is from RefSeq and is a predicted model, not a curated record. The transcript is spliced from 7 exons.